AUGGACGUCACAGGAGAGGACGAGUGGAGUGACUGGGAAGACGAGGACAUUCCUGCCCGAAGCCUUUUUGAGGACAAACUCCUGCCAUCCGCGAAGGAGGCCUUGAAGUACGACAGCGGCACGUACGACUUCGACCUUUUCGCACUCAGAACUAAACUCGGCCUCGAUUUUUACGGCUGCGUCAAGCUUGUCAACUACGUCCGCACCGAGGUCUCCUCCGCCUCGGGCGGCGGGCGAAAGGACGUAGCGGCGGGCAUCGAAGCUGCUGUCAUCGCCAGCAAGGGGGAGGCCUUUGCAGACGAGAGGUUCCUACGACCAGCUCUGGAGGAUGACGCUCUUCUCCUGUCUCUUGAAGAGCUCUUGCUUCAGGGAGACAACCAAGACAACGACGAGGAUGAUGCCACUACCGCUCCAGAAUCAGGAGUUCAAGAGCACAAGGGGGGCGUUCUCGAUGACGCAACAGCAGCAUCAAGAGCGGGCGAAGGAGCAACAAGGACGGGACCGUCAUCGGUGACUUUGGGGGAGCCUGCAGAGGGGGGAAACGCCCUCGAUGUCUCCGCAGCGGCAGCGGCGAGAAUAUCGGAGCUGGAGAUGGAGAACGCGAGACUGAGGGAGGCGUUGCAGGCGGCGGACGCACGAAUGGCCGGGGCCAAUCGAGUGCUGCGGAGUCUUGCGGGGGGGGAGGCGGAGGGGGGGGAGGGUAGCGAUGAGGAGGGUUCGGUCGCUGGGGUGGACAACGAUUCUUAUUACUUCAGGGGCUACGCGCACUGGGGUGUCCAUGAGACCAUGCUCACGGACACGGUGCGGACGGGGGGGUACGAGCGCGCCAUCUGCGACAACGCAGCGUUCUUCAAGGAUAAGGUGGUGCUGGACGUGGGGUGCGGCACGGGAGUGCUGAGCUGCUUCGCCGCGCGGGCAGGGGCCCGUAAGGUUAUCGGCGUGGACCGCAGCGACAUCGUGGUCAAGGCCAGGGAAGUGGUGCGAGCGAACGGGUUCGACGGCGUCGUGACUCUGGUGCAGGGAAAAGUGGAGGACGUCGACAUCGGCGUGAGCAAGGUGGACAUCAUCAUCUCCGAGUGGAUGGGCUACUGCCUCUUCUACGAGAGCAUGCUCCCUAGCGUCCUGGCCGCCCGCGACAAGUACCUCGCCAAAGGAGGCGUUAUGCUCCCCGACAGGACGCCUCUCUUUAUCCAGGGCUGGAGGGAUCCGGACGGGCGGCUGCAGUUCUGGGACAACGUCCACGGGCUGGACUACUCGAGCAUGGCCGACCUCCCGCUAGACGAGGCAUCCGUCGAGGUGGUAGGCCGGUCCGACAUGGUCACGGAGCGGUGUCUUUGCCGGGACUUCAACCACGAGACCGUGGAGGACGAGGAUCUGGACUUCGAGGCGCCCUUCGAGAUGGUCGUUACCAAGCCGGGCACCGUGAGCGGCCUCGUGGUGUCCUUCGACACCGGCUUCUUCGCGAAAUCGGAUCCGCCGCCACCCUCGCCGCCCUGCCCCCCUGACGCAGGUAUCAGCGGCACCGGUGCCGAGGCCAAGGCGGGCGGAAAGGAACAGUCAACGCCGCCGCCGUCGACGGCGACGAUGACGGUGGCGAGCUGGUUCUCGACGGGGCCGGAGAGUCGCCCCACCCACUGGAAGCAGACCCUGCUGUGGCUGCGGCCGUCGGAGAAGCCAGAGGGGCUGGCGGAAGGCGACGCCAUCGCCGGGAGGCUGUCGCUGCACCGGAACGAGGUCAACCCGAGGGAGCUUGGCCUUACGGUCACGUGGACCGCCACGCAGCAGAGCACGGGGCGGACGUUCGGGGGAACGCAGAAGUACUCGGUUUGCUGAGGGCGGCCGGGAGGGGGAGGGUAGAAGACGGGCGCGAGUCAUGUGAUGCAAGAGUGCAGACGGUCCACUUGACUGACCUAGGCUUCGACUUAUCCGAGAACUACAUGGAGACGGUCAUGAAUGAGGCCAGCAAGGGGUUCUGGAAUGCUCCAUCUCGCGGAGAGGUGUACUGCCACGGGAAGUGGAGCGGUUUGCUCUCGGCUUGUCGUCUCCUGUCGGGUGCAGCUGGCCUAUCUAAUUAACUUGGACACCUUGUGGCGCCUCGGUUAGGAACUCGAAUUUCGGCGAAAGGAACUUUUCUCACAUUUCUUGCUUAUCAUAUAUACGGGUCCCAUCUAUCCUACGGAGUGGGCGAGAGGUUGUGGAUCCGCCACGGUCUGUAUGUGCGUCUCAGGUCUAAGCCCCUGCUCGUCCGCCGCGGUGGUGAUGGGUUAUUACAUGGGUUAUUACCGUAGUGUUUCGGGCGUGGUUUGUGGUGGUCGUGCUGGCCCCGCCCGCAGCAGGGGUUGGGUUCGUUGUUUCUCUUCCUGGUCUUGGUCUCGUUGGCCUGGUUGGUAUUCGCCAUGUCGAUGACUAGAGGUAGCGUCUUGAUCGUAGUGGAUGCCAACCUUGUAUCUUACGGGGCUGAAGGGUUCGUAAAUCGUGGAUUGUAUCCCCCCACUGUUCUAGGUAGUCGUCUGUUCCUUCGGUGUUCUGUAGGCGAGUAAGUGCCGAGCUGCUCAAGCGUGGCUUGACUAGGGAGGGUACAGUGAGAGUGAGCUUGAGGGGGAGCCACCGUGGACCCCACCUCAAGCUCAAGGUGGCGCUGACCGUCCUUCGCAGAGACUGGAAUCCACCUCUCUUGAAGGUAUAACGGACGUAGUACGAGUUUCGCGCGGCUUUACUGGUGUGCAUGUAUGUGUGGAAUAUUCAGGGAAACUUUU
Messenger RNA from Ectocarpus siliculosus, 2756 nucleotides. The record is from the annotation of a GenBank genome assembly. NCBI's taxonomy places the organism in Eukaryota, Phaeophyceae, Ectocarpales, Ectocarpaceae.